AUGUGUUCAUAUCUCCGUACAGAACCUGAUAUUAAUGAUGAUCUCGGUGAACAGGAUUUUUCAACCCUCGAAAAUGCUUACGCGAUCUUGAACCAGGUGGUUUGUGCAGUUCGGCUAAGCGGGUUUUUGUCCUUGGCCAAUAUUCUUGCACAAGAAUCUCCGACGUCAGAAAGGCAGACUUGGAUUGAUCGAGGAUACACCACCAAUCUUGUCUUCGCCGUCUUUCGACUCGGAUCUCACUUGAGUUGUGUGCUCAAUCUACCACCCCUACUAAGAUUUGAAGAAUUUGAUCUUCCGUUCCCGCCUACAAAUGCCGCCUGGAAUGCUUCAGACGAGGACUGGAAACGUACCUUGGACGACGAUCCUCCACACAGAACGCAUGGAGCCUUCAACUACCUUACCAUCUUGGCUCUAUCUCGGCUCAGCCCAGUAGACCGUCUUAAGUUACCGGGCUACUAUACCCAACAAGACUUUGAACUUGGCCUCUGCACGAUGCAGUCCCGACUGUGGGAAGAAACGCAAUGUCAGCGACUUAGCCAUGAGCUUGCUAUGGGUCAAUCACAUCUUGAAUUGGACGAGCCAAGGGAUAAACCCGCCCCUUUUCAUGGUGGAUUCGGUCAAAGUUGGCCUGUUUUGCUCGGAAUUUGGCGCGUUACUAUGGAGCAGUUCAGGCGGUCACCGUCCCGAUACUCCGGUGUUGAAUCUGAGAAAGAAGCCUACUUUACGGGCAUCACACUGUACCAUGCCUCGUUGAUUCGCGCUCAUUCGGACUAUUCUCUCAUUCGACGCCUGGCAUUCGCGCUUUGCGAAGGGUCCACGCCGUCGAAUUAUAUCCGUCAAUGGGAACUGAAUAUCCAGGAUUGGACUCGGUCACACGAAAUCAGGGAGGCUCUGUGGCAUGCUGCACAGAUUGUACGGUGCUUUGCUGAUGAAACACAGACCCCUGACAAAAGGGUGGGUCAAGACUGCAUUGUCACCUGCGUUGCCACUGACUGCUUGUUUCGUGCUGGGCUGGUCAUCUGGGUACAUGUGCGGUCAACAAUGGCCUGCGACUUGUGUGGCCCAACGGCUGCAAUGCCAGAAGAUCUCCAUCAGCGGUACUGCUCAAACCGCGACCGGGAAGCCGUUGAGCUGACGACGCUUGAUCAAAGCUCGAGAAGAUACGAGAAUUGGUUAAGAAGGCGCGGCAGGUCGUGCGUCGAAGGUGUGCUGGUUUGCGCCUGCAGAAUGCCGAUCUUGCUGAAAAGAUGCUGCGAAUUGUUGCGGGAGACUACGCGAAACUCAAACCUACUGAAGAGAUACUUGGACAUAUUCGAGACCCUCAUGAAGCACCGAUAG
Exophiala aquamarina CBS 119918 is the source of this 1338-nucleotide messenger RNA. RefSeq lists its product as uncharacterized. The record is from RefSeq and is a predicted model, not a curated record. Lineage: Eukaryota; Fungi; Ascomycota; Eurotiomycetes; Chaetothyriales; Herpotrichiellaceae. The transcript has a single exon. The coding region runs from base 1 to 1338 and encodes 445 amino acids.